ACAGAUCCUUAAUGCAUGCCGGUUCCUCAUCCUCAACUCCAACAAAAGAAUUUAUUCUUAAUGCUCCAAUAGGAUACGAUUACACCACAUUUCGAACCUAGUGAGCCCAACCAUUAGCAUUCCUAUGUACAUGGCAAUUGAGUGGCAUACCUUUAUAUAGCAAUUAGCAAUGAGUAAUGAGUAAUGCUUUUAAAGUAUCAGUACCGAGUAACAUAGCAACAAAGCCAGCUCAACCACUCAACAAAGCUUAUCAACAUCACUCAACGUAGUACAUACUAUCAUUAAUUGCUAUUUACUUCAGUAUGCAGGAGGACAUAUUCACAUAUUCUCACACACACAGAAAAGUUUCAAUGGCUGCCAUUGUUCUGUAUCCAGUUAUGGGUAUGGGCCACCUCAUAUCCAUGGUAGAGCUGAGCAAGCUCAUACUCACUCACCACCCAUUAUUCACCGUCAACAUCCUCCUCCCCACAGCUCCCUACGCCACUGGCUCUACUGCUCAAUACAUUUCUGCCGUUUCCACCACAAACCCAUCUAUCAUCUUCCACCACCUUCCCCCUGUUUCUCUCCCUCAAGACCCUGCCUCUUAUCCCUGUGUCGAAGCCCUCCUAUUCGACCUCACUCGCCUCAACAACCCCAACGUUCACACUGCCAUCCAAUCAAUUUCUCAAACAUCCACUGUCCAUGCCUUAAUCCUGGACUUUUUUUGUGCUGCCGCUCUUCAUGUUGCUGCAGAACUUUACGUUCCGGCUUACUUUUUCUUUACUUCUAGUGCUAGUGGUCUAGCUCUGUUUUUUCACUUUCCAACAAUUGACAGAAGCACCAAUAAGAAUUUCAAGGAUCUCGAAACUACUGUUAACCUCCCUUGCUUGCCACCGAUACCCUUAUCUCAUAUGCCAGAGCCAAUUCUAGAAAAAGACACAGCAGAAUAUGCUGGUUUCAUUGAUUGCUCGGUUGGUUUGAGUAAAUCAACCGGGAUCAUUGUUAACACGUUUAAUUCUCUCGAACCAAAAGCUGUGAAGGACUUGGCAGAUGGAGUUUGCUACCCUGAUGGUCCAACACCGCCGGUUUUCUGCAUUGGACCCCUAAUUGCCACCAAUCAUCAAAUAGGUAAUGAGAGUGAUGAUAAGGUGCUUGAAUCUGAAUGCUUAACUUGGCUGGACAAGCAACCAAGUCAAAGCGUAGUAUUUUUGUGUUUUGGUAGUUUGGGCUUGCUUUCUAAGGCACAGUUGAGGGAAAUAGCUAUUGGUCUGGAGAGGAGUGGGCAAAGGUUCUUGUGGGUGGUAAGGAACCCACCUCCGGAGGACAAAAGGCAGAGAUUCCUCACUCAACCAGACCCAGAUCUGAAUUCUUUGCUCCCUGAUGGUUUCUUGGACCGUACCAAGGAAAGAGGACUGGUAGUUAAGCGGUGGGCACCACAGGUGGCAGUGUUAAAUCACGAAGCAGUUGGAGGAUUCGUGACUCACUGUGGCUGGAACUCAGUUUUGGAAUCGAUUUGCGCAGGUGUACCAAUGGUGGCAUGGCCAUUGUACGCAGAACAAAAGCUCAACAAGGCAUUGCUGGUUGAGGAGCUGAAGCUGGCUUUGGCAAUGAACGAGUCCAAAACUGGGUUUGUUAGCGCAACCGAAGUUGAGAAGCGAGUAAAAGAAUUGAUGGAGUCAGAGGAAGGAAACUCGUUGAGGGAACGAGUAACGGCAAAGAGAAAUGAAGCAAUGAAGGCAAUGGGAAAGGGUGGGUCAUCAAGGGUGGCAUUGGCCAAGCUAGUCGAGCAAUGGAAGUAACUAGUAAGCGUGAAUUAGGAUAAGGUAGUUGAUUUCCAUUUGUUCCUAUGUUUGGAAGUGAAAUAUGUUCAGAACUGCUAGUAGAUAAUGCAUUUCAAAGGUAAAAUGUACACUUAACCAAGGCCAUAUGAGGACCGAAAUCCUUCUAGGGCCGGCAAAUUAAGAACAUAUUCUCAUA
Molecule: messenger RNA, 1956 nt
Organism: Tripterygium wilfordii
Lineage: Eukaryota; Viridiplantae; Streptophyta; Magnoliopsida; Celastrales; Celastraceae
Product: UDP-glycosyltransferase 88B1-like
Exons: 1
Coding region: 303-1778 (491 amino acids)
Molecular function (GO): UDP-glycosyltransferase activity
Source: RefSeq, a predicted model, not a curated record